Molecule: messenger RNA, 1065 nt
Organism: Aspergillus tanneri
Lineage: Eukaryota; Fungi; Ascomycota; Eurotiomycetes; Eurotiales; Aspergillaceae
Gene: zrfA
Product: high-affinity Zn(2+) transporter ZRT1
Exons: 1
Coding region: 1-1065 (354 amino acids)
Biological process (GO): zinc ion import across plasma membrane
Cellular component (GO): plasma membrane
Molecular function (GO): high-affinity zinc transmembrane transporter activity
Source: RefSeq, a predicted model, not a curated record
AUGUCUUUCAACGCAUCCAAUGUUGAUCUCAACACGGCCAGCAAAGAGGAUGUGCUUUGUUAUCUCUUCCUGUCUGAGAAUGACUACAAUGGCAAUCUGGGGGCUCGCAUCUCCUCGAUCUUUGUGAUCUUCGUGACCUCAACGGCCUUGACUUUGUUUCCCGUGGUCGCUAAGCGGAUUCCCCGGUGGAAAAUUCCGUACCAUGUUUACCUGUUUGCGCGAUAUUUUGGCACGGGGGUUAUUUUGGCGACGGCAUUUAUCCAUCUCUUGGAUCCCGCGUUCAAGCGCAUUGGCCCCAAGACUUGCGUCGGCAUCUCCGGCCAUUGGGGUGACUAUUCCUGGUGUGCUGCUAUUGUUUUGGCCUCAGUGGUUAUAAUCUUCCUACUGGACCUCGUAGCGAAGGUUUAUGUGGAACGCAAAUAUGACAUGCAACGCGAUGAUGGAGCGACCGACGCAUUUAUGGCGACCGGGUGCCGUCCCAAUACGGGGAUGGAAUUAUCGGAUAGCAGAAUUGUAAGCCCCAGGUCCAAGCAAGAAGAGAUUUCCGACGAAGAGGCCUCAAUGAAGUCGGAACGGGCGUUCCACCAGCAAUUCGCUGCAUUUCUGAUCUUGGAGUUUGGCAUCAUCUUCCAUUCCGUCAUCAUUGGGCUGAACCUGGGAGUGACCGGCAAAGAAUUUGCGACUUUAUAUCCGGUGCUGGUAUUCCACCAGGCAUUUGAGGGACUAGGUAUUGGGGCACGCAUGUCGGCCCUCCCCUUUGGAAAACGCCCGUGGCUUCCGUGGGUGCUAUGUUUGGCCUAUGGACUCACAACACCGGUAUCCAUCGCCAUCGGACUCGGCGUACGCACCUCAUAUAACCCAGGGUCCAAGAUAUCGCUGAUUGUGCAGGGGGUGUUGAAUGCCAUCUCGGCGGGCAUCCUAAUAUACAGUGCGCUGGUAGAGUUGCUGGCGCGCGACUUUCUGUUCGAUCCGGACCGCACAAAACGCCGGUCGCAUCUGGUAAUGAUGGUGGGAAGCACACUGCUAGGCGCAGGGAUCAUGUCACUGAUUGGCAAGUGGGCAUGA